GGCACCAUGUUUUCCUUCAAGAAUAAUGGAAUACUUAUUGUUGUACUAGAUGCCUGUACUGGCACAGUGUUGGGAAACAAAUUAUUUUCUGGGGUAGACAUUAGGCAUAUAGAUGGAUAUUUAAAAUCUGAAAUUCCACAAAGGUCUAUCAUUCUGCUGAGCACAAGAGGUGAUGUGGCAAUUCCUAAUAAUUUAGCUGAGGCCUUUAUGUCCCUGGGGACAGCGAAACCACCUUAUCUUCAGAGCAAUGGAAGCUUGGCCUUUCUGGGCUUCAGAGGAAACAUUAAGCCAUCCUGGAUUAAGCUCUCUACCAGUCCUGCUGGGCAUGGGCUCGUUCAGAUAGAAAAGUAUAUCCCUCUGCAACUGGAAGAGUAUGGCUGUGCCAGAGCGAUUAAAACCCGUCGGAAAGACCUCGAGCUUCUAAAGAAGGCUGCACGAUCUCAUUAAAGACUAAGAUGUACAUAAAAUCUGGGGAAAAAAUGUGAACUAACUUAUUUUUUAAUUUAUGGCAUUGUAAACUAUAUUGUUACCCAAGUAAACCAUGUUAUUGUCUGACAGAUGUUUGCCAGCAUUGACUGCUUGAAUGCCAAUCUGUGCACCUUCUAGUUGUACAAAAUAAUAAAGAAUUUAUUAGUAUUUGUAUAAACAGGUUUCAGAGAUUUUUCAGAUGUUUGUAUUUACUGUAAACAAGUUCCUUCUGUUUAAUACUUCUUUUGUAUGUAAGAGGGUAUUCAUAAAAGCCUUAAGUUUUUAAUAACAGGUGUUGGAGUCCAUUUUGGGUUACUUGAAAGAUUAACAUCAAUGCCUUCAUAAACAGCUUGAGUCGGUCAUUAUAACUUAAGCAUUUUUCCCUCAGCUGUUUAGGUGUUUCCUUGGGAGUUUAUCAGUCAGCUCAGUUACAUUCUCAGUCUAUUUUCCCAUGUGUUAAAACCCGAUUUCUGCUAAGCAUGCAGUUGAUUCAAGGGAUUUUAACUGCAGUAAAAAUUUUUGCUUUUCUGUUGAAAGAUGGAGGGAGGAAUUCAAAGAUCCAGCCUGGGGCUGAGUGAGGAUUGUGUACUGUUCAGCGAAGUUUUACAAGGCUGUGUGUGCAAGCAUGGCAUGCAGAGCAGGAAAUUACUCCUGUUCUUUAGGAACACUGUUUAUUAUUCCCUCUAAAUACACAGGUGUGUCUGUAAGAGUUACUUCAAUAAACAGUCUAAAAGUUAAGGCUGCAGUCUUGAAUGCAGCUUGACCUCAGCUUAGUCUUCUUCUAAAGCUUUUAGCCAGAGGGGCAAAGCUGAGAUACUGUUAUUCUCAAUUUGUUAGGAAAUUAGGCUUCUAGAACUCUUGCAGUGGUGUUUUUUUCUUUUUUUUUGUUUUGUUUUGUUGUUGUUGUUUUUUGUUAGGUUUGUUUUGUUGUUUGG
This is a messenger RNA of Ficedula albicollis (Collared flycatcher), 1403 nucleotides long. Its product is annotated as transmembrane protein 2-like. The record is from RefSeq and is a predicted model, not a curated record. Lineage: Eukaryota; Metazoa; Chordata; Aves; Passeriformes; Muscicapidae. The coding region runs from base 7 to 447 and encodes 146 amino acids. The transcript has 3 exons.